GGGUAUUGGUCAAACAUUAUAGAUCCUCAUUUGGCUCAAUGCACUGCAAAUUUUAUUUUCAAAAGGAUACACUUUCCAAUUUCUCUUGAGCGGUAUGCCGAACCAUAUAAUAUAGUCGAAAGUGGAACAAUCGAUGAUAAAGUAAAUUUUUUAGCCCUGUCUCUGGAGCAAACUGAUACAAAUCAAUACACAAUAAAGGAAUUGGAACAUUAUAUUUCAGCUGUUCUAAAAAGUUAUUUAAAAAUCGAGUCCCAUCAUUGCACCGAAGCCUUUGAAAGUUGGAAGCAACAUGGGUACCAGUCGGCAGAUCGAACAAUUUUUGCAUUUUCAAAAGGACUUAUUCGCAGUAUAUGUCAAGGUCAUGACCAUUAUCUUAAUUUAAGUCAGCUGGAGGAAUGGCUGCAGAUAAAUCCUACAUUUCUCAUUAUAUGGAGAGAAGUAUUUAAUGGCUUAUAUAGCAGAAACUCCACAAAGCCUCUAAAAUCAAGCUGCUUUCCCUCCCCUAACAUCUUACCAGUUUUAGAAGGACUAGCCGUUGGCGCAAAUUAUACCCCAAUCUUAGACAUUCCACAUGUGAUUUUUGUGAAUAGUAAUUUGCCAAAUGAACAUCGAAACAAAUGGCGCUUUUUAUUCUCAUCACAAAUAAUGGGCGAAAGUUUUUCGACAAUGUUAGGAAAGAUAUUGAACCAAGGGCCUACUCUUUUGGUUAUCGAAGACGAAGAUCGGUAUAUGUUUGCUGGUUACAGUCCAGAGUCUUGGGAGUUAAAAUCACAUUUUUUUGGUAAUGAAAGUUCACUUCUUUAUACCUUGAGUCCAGCAAUGCGAUGUUUUAACAGCACGGGAUAUAAUAACCAUUACCAAUAUUUAAAUUUAAAUCAACAAACUAUGCCUAACGGAUUAGGAAUCGGUGGUCAGUUUAAUUAUUGGGGAUUAUGGAUUGAUAGUGACUAUGGAAUAGGACAAAGUAGCGAAUCUUGUACAACCUAUCGUGACUACGUCCAGCUUAGCAAGCGUAAAGAUUAUAAAAUACGCAAUAUAGAAGUUUGGGGAAUUGGUGACGAACCUAAAGAUGAAGACUCUGAAGAAGGCGAUGGCGGUGUAAACAAUUCGAUUUUGGAUAAAAAUUUAGAGGACAAAGUUAUGCUUCAGUUGGCUGGAAAAGAAAUGCAUUCGGAGGGCUUGCGUGAACCGGACAUGGAUUUGUGAAUAUACAUAUAUUGACUUAGGAUUAAGCUGAAGCUAAAAUUAAUUUAUUUACAAUUCUUUGUAAGGACUUUACACCAAUUAAAAAUGCUUUCAUAAAAUCUGUCAUAUUAA
Bactrocera latifrons is the source of this 1317-nucleotide messenger RNA. RefSeq names its product TLD domain-containing protein 1. NCBI's taxonomy places the organism in Eukaryota, Metazoa, Arthropoda, Insecta, Diptera, Tephritidae. The record is from RefSeq and is a predicted model, not a curated record.